Molecule: messenger RNA, 2448 nt
Organism: Lynx canadensis (Canada lynx)
Lineage: Eukaryota; Metazoa; Chordata; Mammalia; Carnivora; Felidae
Product: zinc finger protein 345-like
Exons: 1
Coding region: 1-2448 (815 amino acids)
Biological process (GO): regulation of transcription by RNA polymerase II
Molecular function (GO): DNA-binding transcription factor activity; RNA polymerase II cis-regulatory region sequence-specific DNA binding
Source: RefSeq, a predicted model, not a curated record
AUGAGUAGAUAUAAACACAGUUCCCUUGAGAAUGUACACUUAACGACAGACUGGAACAACAAGGUUGAGGAGAAUGAAGGGCAAAGGUAUCUGGGGACUCCUUUUCCAGAGAACGAUGAUGAAUGUAAUAAAUACGGGGAAGUCUUUUAUCAAAGCGCCAACCUUAUCCACACAGGAGUCUCUAUCCCUAAGAGAGAGAGUCUUUAUAAAUAUAUUGAAUGUGGGAAAAUUCUUAACCAGUCUUCCAAUGUUGGUGGUCAUCAGAGGAUUCAUGAGGGAAGAAACCAUUGCAGAUGUAAUCAACCUGGGAGCAUGUUUAGUCAUUCAUCAAGAUUCAGUACAGGUCAGACAACUGGUACAGGAGAGGAAAGUUAUAUAGGUAACGUAUGUGGCAAAGCCUUUGACCACCAGCAACUGCAUACUGGACAGAAACCUUACGAAUGUGAAGAGUGUGGCAAGAGCUUUAAAUUGUGCCCAACCCUUACUCAACAUAAGUUAACUCAUAUUGGAGAGAAACCUUACCAAUGUAAAGAAUGUGGCAAUGUCUUUAACCAGUUCUCAACCCUUACAGGGUAUCAAAGAAUUCAUACUGGAGAGAAAACGUACCAAGAUAAAGAAGAUGGCAAGUCCUUUACCCGGCCCUCAUCUCUUACAAGACAUCAAAGAAUUCAUACUGCAGAGACACCUUCCAAAGGUAAACGAUGUCGUAAGACCUUUAGGCAUCAUUCACAACUUUCUGAACAUCACAGGAUUCAUACUGAGGAGAAACCUUAUCAAUGCAAAGAGUGUGGCAAGGCCUUUAACUGGCGCACAGCCCUUAGGAGACAUCACAGAAUCCAUACUGGAGAGAAAUCUUACCAAUGUAACGAAUGUGGCAAGGUCUUUGGGUACCUCUCAACCUUUACACAACAUCGCAAAAUUCAUACUGGAGUGAACCCUUACAAAUGUAACAAAUGUGGCAAGGCCUUUUCCCACCAGGCACAUCUUAAUGUACAUCACAGAAUCCAUAUUGGAGAGAAACCUUACCAAUGUAAACAAUGUGGCAAGGCCUUUCGGUACUUGUCAAACUGUAUAAAACAUCGCAGAAUUCAUACCAGAGUGAAACCUUAUAAAUGUAAAGAAUGUGGUAAAGCUUUUAACUGGCACUCAGCCCUCAAGACACAUCACAGAAUUCAUAGUGGAGGGAAACCUUACCAAUGUAAACAAUGUGGCAAGGCCUUUACCCGGCCCUCAGCCCUUACAAAGCAUUACAGAAUUCAUACUGGAGAGAAACCUUACCAAUGUAAAGAAUGUGAUGAAGGCUUUUACUGGCACCCAGCCCUUAAGUUACAUCAGAGAAUCCACAGUGGAGAGAAACCUUACCAAUGCAAAGAAUGCGGCAAGGCCUUUUCCCGGGCCUCAGUCCUUAGAGAACAUCACAGAAUUCAUACUGGACAGAAACCUUACCAAUGUAAAGAAUGUGGUAAAGCCUUUAACCGGCUCUCAGCCCUUAAGACGCAUCGCAGAAUUCAUACUGGAGUGAAACCUUACCAGUGUAAAGAAUGUGGCAAGGCCUUUUUCCGCCAGGAACAUCUUGAUGUACAUCACAGAGUCCAUACUGGACAGAAACCUUACCAAUGUAAAGAAUGUGGCAAGGCUUUUGGGUUCAUCUCAAACUUUAUACAACAUCGCAGAAUUCAUACUGGAGUGAAACCUUACAAAUGUAAAGAAUGUGGCAAGGCCUUUUCCCGCCAGGCAUAUCUUAAUGUACAUCACAACAUCCAUGUUAGAGAGAAACCUUACCAAUGUAAAGAGUGUGGCAAGGCCUUUAAAGGGCACUCAGAACAUACUCGCCAUCAGAAAAUUCACAGUGGAGAGAAACCUUACCAAUGUAAAGAAUGUGGCAAGGCCUUUAACAAGCAAUCAUCCCUGAGACAACAUGAAGGAAUUCAUACUGGACAGAAACCUUACCAAUGUAAAGAAUGUGGCAAAGCUUUUAACUGGCAAUCGGCCCUUAAGAGACAUCACAGAAUUCAUAGUGGAGAGAAACCUUACCAGUGUAAAGAAUGUGGCAAGGCCUUUUCCCGCCAGGAACAUCUUGAUAUGCAUCACAGAGUCCAUACCGGACAGAAACCUUACCAAUGUAAAGAAUGUGGCAAGGCCUUUUCCCGCCAGGCACAUCUUAGUGUACAUCACAGAAUUCAUACUGGAGAGAAACAUUACCAAUGUAAAGAGUGUGGCAAGGCCUUUAAAGGGCACUCAGAACUUACUCGACAUCACAAAAUUCACAGUGGAGAGAAACCUUACCAAUGUAAAGAAUGUGGCAAAGCCUUUAACUGUCAAUCGGCCCUUAAGAGACAUCACAGAAUUCACAGUGGAGAGAAACCUUACAAAUGCAAAGAAUGUGGCAAGGCCUUUACGCACCACUCAAGCCUUACCAACCAUCACAAAAUUCAUACUGGAGAUUGA